AUGCAUAUGAUUAAUCGUGAAGUAAAUACAAAUAAUCGUGAUGAAGAUAAAUUCUUUCAUGGUUUUAUGCCUGUUUGGGCAUUAACUUUAUUUGGUAUUGCUAUUAUGUUUGCCAUUAUAUUUAUUGCUGGUUUAAUAUGUCAUUUAGUUGGUUGUCGUAAAGCAAGACUAGACUUAAUAGAUAAUGAUCAUUCCUCGAAUGUUGAACAAUCGUUACUUAAUGAUAAUAAUCAUCUUCAAACAACUACAGUAUCAUCAAAUAAAUUAGCACAAAAAUCUAAAGAUGGUUUAUUCUGA
Messenger RNA from Adineta steineri, 297 nucleotides. NCBI's taxonomy places the organism in Eukaryota, Metazoa, Rotifera, Eurotatoria, Adinetida, Adinetidae. The record is from the annotation of a GenBank genome assembly.